UGCAGGGGAGUUGGACCAGAUGGCCUAUAAGGGUCCCUUCCAGCACAAACAAUUCCAUCAUUCAGUUUGCUUCUGGAUCAGUCUCACGACAUGGAGGUGUCUUCAGGACCCCUUUACUUUGGGAUCACUUCCAUAUCUACAGGCUGGAGAAAACCUCCUUCCCCAAACAACCCAUGACUGAUAAUGGAUGCAAAGAGGCCUCAGAAGGAUGGAACCAUCAGAGAAGCAGCAUGAGGAUGCAGUGGCUUUCAUGCUGCAGGGCAAAAAGUGCCCCCCAAAGAAGAAUGGUGUCACAGGCUGGAUUCUGAGGAACCUCCAGAAGACCUUUCAGAGGCCGACCUCCCUGCAGCUCUCUUCUCCCAUGGCUUUUUCUCAGUGUUGCACAGCCUCUUGUCCAAACCUGAUAGUAAGUAGAAGUGAGGCCCAUGAAGAGAAGCACGGGGAUGUGGUAUCUGUUGCCCUUCAGCGUGGUGGGACUCGCUGCUCCUUAUUGCCAGCAUCAGCAGGAGAUGGCUGCUCCGACAACACAGCACUCCGGGGCUGGUGGAGCAGUCUGCAGGUCCAGAUGGCAUCCUGUUCCUGUGCCUUCAGACCCAGUCUCACAUCUCCUUCUCCUCUGCCUUGUUCGGCAGGCUCCCCUUCCAAGGCCAAGCUCUCCAGCCUCUUCUCCCUCUUCUCACCACCAUCGCGAAUCUCUGAGCCUGAUUACAGCUCUCUGCCUUGUGCUGGCUCCAAGAAGUCUAGCAGAGGGAGCUGGAAGAAGAGCUCUCAUUGUGAAGAGCCCCCUGGUCCCAAAUUAGAAGAAUCUGCACAUUUCCCCUUCACAGGACCCAUAAUUGCUCAGAUAACUGACUACAUCUACUUGGGGAACCUCAAUGCAGCCUACAGCGGCCGGGCGCUGUGCACAAAUGGCAUUGACAGCAUCAUUGACAUGAGCAGCCUGCCCAGUGACCACAGCCUGAGCAUCAUCCCCUGCACCUGUGGGAGGGGAGGAUUCAGGCACAACUGGUCACGCCUCAGGGUUGACAUCCAGGCUUUCCUGCAUGGAAAUCUUCGUGAAAUAAGACAGCCAUGCUUCCUGGUCAUCAACGAGUGCAUUGAAGCCUUGAUGGAGAAAGGGAAGCGUGUUCUCAUUCACUGCAGGGAUGGUUACUCCUUAGGCCCUACCUGUGUCAUCCAAUACCUGAUGGUCAAGCACAGCAUGAGAUUGCUAGCAGCCUAUGAGCUUGUGAGGGCACGGUACCUACUGAAAAUCCAAGAGUGCCAUCAGGACCUACUGGUGGGUUUGGAGAUGUCCCUGCAGCCUGGUGGUGUCAAUGUAGCAUGCCUGAAGCACUCCCUGUCAAGAAAGAUGGCAUGGAGCUAAACAGGCAUAGUGGCUGAAGAAGAAAAGCCAAAAGGAAAAUAGCCUUAACUCCAUCUCAUGAGUAAAUUAGAUGAUUGUCAGUGUGGGGUCUGUAGGACAGUGCUGACAAGAUGCAUAGGUGGUGGCCUUUCUUUGCAGUUCUUAGAGGCUGGUACUGGCAGAAGUAUAGCAUGGGGAGCUCUUAGGGACACAUUAGAGGGAAAGGGAAAAAGAUUCAUUUAAGCAUAGGCUGAAGGUUCUUCAGGAAAUCCCCUGUGCUCCAGGUUGAAGAAAACUUUUCUUGGGAACUUUUGUUCCUAAGGUGCAAGUACAUAUCACCUCCGUGUCAGGGGGUUAGAACUGCAUGAUCUUUUAAGGUCCCUAACCCUAACCCAAGCCAUUUUAUAAUUCUAUGUGCCUCAGUCUCAUAUUCUUUUUGGGAAAGAGGAACCAGCCACUGGAUUGCUCAGUUGUUCUGUCUGAGCUUUUACUGUGAGCACAGUUGCUGUUGGGCUGCUGGGCUUGGUUUUUUGUUUUUUUUUUUUUUUUUGCCAACAGUAUCUUCCAUGGAAAUUAGACGUAGUCAUCUGGUGUCAUGUUGGACUAGUCACUGCAUAGUCCCUGUCCACUUGGUGCUAGUAGGAUGCCGAAGGGAAGAAAAUCAGUGUAAAGGUGGGGAGAUGGCUAUGAGAGGCAGCUUGCAUGGAUCCAUCAGCCCAGUGCUUCCAUCAUGUGGUGGUUCUCUGGAGGAACCUGGUCCAGAAGUGUCACACUUGAGUGUCUACAACACAGUGCAGAACCUCCUGUAAGUGCGAACCUUUGUUUCUGAGCAGCUUUGCAGGCUGGUGGAAGUGCUCUGAGAUUGGUGGCCCAUGUCCCCGGUGCAUUGCUCUAGCAUGAGGGGAGGGGAGCAAGGGAUUGAGUCUAGUCAUCUACUCCUUGGGAAAGGUACCCAAACUUGAACACUGUGUCCACUCUUGGUUCCCAUGCAACGCUCGUGUUCGUGUUUCAUGUUCACAGAGCUAAGACAGCUGAUUGCUCCCAGUCUUCCCUGAAGGACUUGCCUGAAGUUUGCUUAUGCUCUCCUUGGGUUUUUCUGCAAGGAACUCAUUCAUCUGUCACUCAAGCACCUGCAUUACUUCACUUGGAAACCUCUGUUUCUCUUCAUGUUAACUAUUGCUUUGUGUUUUUUCAUUUUUUUAUUUUUCUUCCUGCUGCUCACUGGGUUUCUUCCUCAUUCUAGGUCUAGGGCCCCUUUCUUUUUUUGGAGGACUGCUGCCCUGUGGUUUAACCUCUUUGCAAGGCAGCUCCAGGGAAAUGUGUUUGCAGACUGAGAGGUUCAGCCCUUUGCUCACCCUAUUACCACAUCGCACCUCUAGGACUCCUGUAUCUUACAGACAAAUCUGCUAACCAACAUUUGGUUCAUGGGACUUUUCUUUAUGUUCUUUCAACCCACUCUCUGCACUGACCUGAAGCAAUGAAGUGAAAGGAGAGCUGCAAUCUGGAGGACUCGGUGGUAGACAGCAGUGCAUGUAGUUCUGUAGAGAGCUGGGGAAAAUGACUGGAGAAUCUUUGGAAAGGGUAAUAAAGAGAUGGUUUAACUUUAGAGCCAAAUGUGGCCUAUGGAUUUGGUACUGAAGUAAAAGUGAAGUGGCUGAAUUUCUCCUCAGUGGGUGGAUGCUGCUCCUGGCUGCUGAGGGUGGCUGCUGUCUGUUUCUGAAUGUACUUUAAUCUCUAUUUUUCUGAGAAACUGGCUUGAACUGGGAGAGGCAGGCAACUUAAGAGGAUCUGCAGGGUGAUACCUCUCAUCUACAGGCUGUGAAGUGAAACCAAGAGUCCUGAUGUAGCGGAGUUGUGAUUUCACUACCCAAACCAUCUAGCUCUCAACAUUUCAGCGUGGCUAAUCCUGAGCAGACCCAGCCUUGCCCAAACAGGUCACCAGUUCCCAUCUCGAGCUUAGUUUUUUUUUACAGUAUCUGCUGUGCUGUGUGCAUGAUGCUACAGGAAGUUUGCAGCAGCAUGUUUGCUGCUAUCUGUAACAUCCAAGAAAAAAAUUUGUCGCAGCCACAUCUGAAUUAGCUUAAAACCCUUUGGCUGACAGGGGAGGGAGCGCCUGGGCUGUGGGAGGAGGACAAGAGCUGUUUGGGCUCUUGUCUCCAUGGGAUCCCCUACACACACACGCUACAUCUGCUGUGGAUAGGGCUGGUGAAUAUUUCCAGUGCCAUUUCCAUCCGCCUCUCGUUUUUGCCGUGGGUAUGUGGGUCUGGGGUGCACCUCAGCAGCUUUGGGGUUGCUUCACUUGCUGGUAGCAUGGGGCUACCCAGCAGCAGCUCCAUAGCUUUGAGCGGUUUUGUUUUUUCUUAAUAAAAACUUAACAUCUAAUGUUAAAAUAUUUUACGUGGGGAGAAGCUGCAAAUAUUUUCCUGUAUGGUGACUGAGGUUAAAAGAAGAUGCUAGCACUGAAUGGCUUGCUCAGGGAUGGCUCUCCUACAUGCUGCUGAUGGCUGAAUGCUGGUGGGGUGAUGCGUAUGCUGCGGGUUCCUUCCAGCCAGCGCUCCCCAAGGGCAGAGCUGCUCCUCUCCUGCAGUGCUGCCUGGUCUGUCCCAGCCAAGGGAGGUGCAUGGGGGCUCUUGCACACCAUUGGUCUGAGAAGGUCUCCAUGCCCUUAAAGAGAAGGUGGAUUUUCUGCUGAGCCACCCGAGAAGCCCUUUUAUACCUCCUUCCCGGCCAGCUGCUUGCGGCUUGCCAGUCAGUCCUGGCCGGCCAGCGGGGCUCUCUUUCCUUCUCCGGAUUUGG
This is a messenger RNA of Meleagris gallopavo (turkey), 4141 nucleotides long. Lineage: Eukaryota; Metazoa; Chordata; Aves; Galliformes; Phasianidae. The record is from RefSeq and is a predicted model, not a curated record.